AUGGAGGCUUCAUCUCAUCUCUUUGCACUCCCUUCCCGUCUCCAGACACCUUCUUCUCCGCUGAUCUGUAACAUCCUCGACAUUGUUGAUAUUAUCCUCUCUUCUUAUCUUAAUUUUCUGACGCUCGUGUUGUUUCAUACAGCCUCAGCACCAAACAGGAAUCGAGUUCGUGUCCAUGCGAAACCAUCAUCUCCGGAGAGCUUAGAUUCGAACGAUUUGGAUUCUUCCUUGGAUACUACCAACAAAACACAGGGGGAUGAGAAAUCGAAAUCGAUGUCACGGAGACAGUGGAUGAUGAAAUGUGUUUGCUUAUCUCCAGCUUUGAUUAGCAAUGCUUACACAUUUGUCUCUGUAAAAAGCGCAGACGCUUUGGAGAAGAAACCAGGAGUUUGCCGUAACUGUCAGGGCAUUGGUGCUGUUCUUUGUGAUAUGUGUGGAGGUACAGGGAAAUGGAAAGCUCUCAACCGAAAACGUGCGAAAGAUGUAUAUGAGUUUACAGAAUGUCCUAACUGUUACGGUCGAGGCAAGCUUGUUUGUCCGGUCUGUUUGGGUACAGGUUUACCAAACAACAAAGGACUUCUUAGAAGGCCUGGUGCUCGUGAGCUACUCGACAAGAUGUAUAAUGGUCGGCUUCUCCCCAAUUCAUGA
Eruca vesicaria subsp. sativa (arugula) is the source of this 648-nucleotide messenger RNA. The record is from the annotation of a GenBank genome assembly. NCBI's taxonomy places the organism in Eukaryota, Viridiplantae, Streptophyta, Magnoliopsida, Brassicales, Brassicaceae.